Xenopus laevis (African clawed frog) is the source of this 2497-nucleotide messenger RNA. It is a transcript of the gene nr1i3.L, whose product is annotated as nuclear receptor subfamily 1 group I member 3 L homeolog. The transcript has 9 exons. The coding region runs from base 230 to 1555 and encodes 441 amino acids. Gene Ontology annotation, cellular component: cytoskeleton; nucleus. Gene Ontology annotation, molecular function: zinc ion binding; nuclear receptor activity; DNA-binding transcription factor activity. The record is from RefSeq and is a predicted model, not a curated record. NCBI's taxonomy places the organism in Eukaryota, Metazoa, Chordata, Amphibia, Anura, Pipidae. Gene Ontology annotation, biological process: negative regulation of transcription by RNA polymerase II; positive regulation of transcription by RNA polymerase II; intracellular receptor signaling pathway.
GCGUGUUCCAUGCCAGACAAGAUAGGCAGGUUUUACUUCAUUCCCACGGCAUGCUGGGUAACUUUCCCUUUAGUUAUCAGUUAUUUGUGGCAUUCACUAGUCCAAUCCAAACACGGGAAGGAGACAGCCCCUGUAUAUUUCACCUGCAUCCUCCACCAACCUGGUCAAGACAGGGCACCCACCUACAUCCAGCUACGGAAGCCCAGGCAGACCACCCUUCCUCUGCAAGAUGAACGUGGUGGAUUUAGACCUGCACAUCACCCAGCCAGACUGGAUUCCCACCAUGUACUCUUUGUUUGAAGACGACAGCAGCAGGAGCACGGGGUCACCCAACACCCCAACGUUAAGCUUGAAGGCCAGCGAGAGUGAGGACUAUGACCCAGAUGGAGAGGAGAAGCUGUGCUCUGUGUGUGGGGACAAGGCCAAUGGCUACCACUUCCAUGUUCUCACCUGUGAAGGCUGCAAAGGGUUCUUCAGACGUUCCGUCAGCAAAGGGCUUCACUUUACUUGCCCCUUCACCCGCACCUGUGCCAUUACCAAAGCCAAGCGGCGGCGAUGCCAGGCCUGCAGACUGCAGAAGUGCUUGAGCGUGGGCAUGAGGAAAGACAUGAUAAUGAGUGAACAGGCACUAGCCCAGCGCCGGGCCCUGAGGAGCAGGAAGAAGCAUGAGAGAUUGAGCAGGAGGGAGCCGGAGCCGGAGCCAGUCAUGGGGUCGCUGACGGAGGAGCAGAUGAAGUUGGUCUCCCUCCUCACUGAAGCGCACCUCAAACACUUUGACCCCACUCUCUCCAACUUCAAGCAUUACCGGCCCCAGCCCAGGAUGCACCUGUUCGUAUACAACAAUUACACGAUCCCCAGUCCAACGGGGUUACCAAGAAGUGGUCUCUUCUCUGAUCUGAGCCUGGCGGAGACCAAUCACAAAGACUUGUUGGCCAAUCCCCAGCUGACCUCCAACAGUUCUACGGACGACGAUUUGCCGCAUUUUGCUGAUCUCAGCACUUACAUGAUCCAGCAGGUCAUCCAAUUCGCCAAGGAGAUUCCAGCUUUCCGGGCUCUUCCUAUGGAGGAUCAGAUCUCACUUCUUAAAGGAUCGUCCAUGGAGGUCGCCCAUAUUCAGUUCAACCGGGUCUACAACACCGAGACCAAUCUCUUUGAGUGUGGAAAACAUAAAUUCAGCAUAAGAGAUGGUGUUAUAACUGGAUUCCAAGAGAUGUACCUGGAACCGGUGAUGAAGUUUCAGCUCAUGUUGAGGAAACUGAAUCUCCAUGAGGCAGAAUAUGCCUUAAUAGAGGCCCUUUGCCUCUUCGCUCCUGACCGUUCAGGUGUGGUGGAACAUGAUAUUAUUGACAAGAUGCAGGAGAACUUGGCUUUAACCUUGAAAUGCCACAUGGAUCUUCAUCACCCACCUCCAGAGAGCAGGUUCCUCUACCCUAAGCUCCUUUCCUUGUUGACCGAACUUCGCACGUUAAAUGAAGAGUAUACACGUCAGAUCCUUCACAUUCAGGAUAUAUCUUCUGAAAACGUCACCCCUCUGAUGAAAGAGAUUCUAUUCUAAAAUGUGGAGCCUCCCAAACAAUAACCAUGAUUGGGAGGUAACGUCAACAAUCAUGAGACUGUGGGGGGAGGGGAUAGACUCUACAUAGAGAUGUCUACAGAUGCACAAGAAGUGAUGGAUCACUCAAAAACUGAAUAAUCAACAUCAUCAUUAUUUUAAGCACUGGUCCUAAACAAUCAUGAAGCCUCAUAGAGGACCUGUGAGUGGUAAUUCCAAGUGGACCUUUACUUAGCACUUACUAAACCCCUGUGGCUUAUCUUUAUAACUACUUUCCUGCGCAAUACCAAUGAAGGAACUCUCUUUAGGGGUCCAACAUGCCAAACCACAGUGUCACUUGAAUGAGACCCAGUAUGAUUAUUGUAAAGUAGCCUCCUCAGAAGCUGAUGUGACUUCUCCUCAACCAGCACCUACAGACUGUGCACUGUUGCCAGAAUAUAGACUAACGUGUUCAUAUUCAAUUUUCACUCUUACCAAGUCCAGAUCAGCCUUACUUGCAAUUGUCUGCAACAAUAAGGCCAGUCAUGGCUGCCCAACUAUUUUUGUACUAUUUUUUUUACUGCAGUGACACUUUAAUAAGAAAUACGUUCUUAAGGAUGUUUCUAUGUAGUUAAAGACGGUGAUGACCUAUCACGGUGGACUUUAAAUAUAUGUAUAAAUAUAUAAAUAUAUGUAUAACAUUUUUAACAAUGAUCUCAAUAACCUUAAAAAACUUGGCUUGUCCAGCUGGAAAUCAAACCUACUGCACUUUGGCAUUGGGGAGCCCGAGACCCCUCUUCUAGAAAGAAGACUAGGUUGAAUGAUCAAGGUGGAACUCUUGAUGGAUCUUCUCGAAAGCAAGAGAACGCUGCUAGGAACAGUGUAGAGUAAGCCUUAUGUAGCAGGAAAAUACAUUUGCUGAAUCAGCCAUGAAAGUACUUAUUAAUAAAAAAGAAGUUCUUGGAA